CCGCAGGCCUCCGCAGCGGAGCGCCCUUGUGCCGAGUGUCUCGUCGGCCGGCCGCGAUGUACCGCUGUCUGGGCGAAGCAAUGCUGCUGUCCCGCGCCGGGUCUGCGGCCCUGGGCUCGGCGGCCUCCGAGUCGGCCGCGUUGCUGGGUUGGGUCCGCGGACAGCCCGCCGCCGCCGCCGCGGUCGCUGUCCCGCACCCGGGGCUCGCGCCGCCCGCCCGGCGCCACUACAGCGAAGCGGCCGCCGACCGCGAGGACGACCCCAAUUUCUUCAAGAUGGUGGAGGGCUUCUUCGAUCGCGGCGCCAGCAUCGUGGAGGACAAGCUGGUGGAGGACCUGCGAACCCGGGAGAGCGAAGAGCAGAAGCGGAACAGGGUGCGGGGCAUCCUGCGGAUCAUCAAACCCUGCAACCAUGUGCUGAGCCUCUCCUUCCCCAUCCGGCGGGACGAUGGCUCCUGGGAGGUCAUCGAAGGCUACCGGGCCCAGCACAGCCAACACCGCACACCCUGCAAGGGAGGCAUCCGGUACAGCACUGAUGUGAGUGUAGAUGAAGUGAAAGCGUUGGCUUCUCUGAUGACAUACAAAUGUGCAGUAGUUGAUGUGCCGUUUGGUGGUGCUAAAGCAGGUGUUAAGAUCAAUCCCAAGAACUAUACCGAUAAUGAACUGGAAAAGAUCACAAGGAGGUUUACCAUGGAGCUAGCAAAAAAAGGUUUUAUUGGUCCUGGCAUUGAUGUGCCUGCCCCGGACAUGAGCACGGGCGAGCGGGAGAUGUCCUGGAUCGCUGACACCUAUGCCAGCACCAUAGGGCACUAUGACAUUAAUGCACAUGCCUGUGUUACUGGUAAACCCAUCAGCCAAGGAGGUAUUCAUGGGCGCAUCUCUGCUACUGGCCGCGGUGUUUUCCAUGGAAUUGAAAAUUUCAUCAAUGAAGCUUCUUACAUGAGCAUUUUAGGAAUGACACCAGGGUUUGGAGAUAAGACAUUUGUUGUCCAGGGAUUUGGUAAUGUGGGCCUGCACUCCAUGAGAUACUUACAUCGUUUUGGUGCUAAGUGUGUUGGUGUUGGUGAAUCUGAUGGGAGUAUAUGGAAUCCAGAUGGUAUUGACCCAAAGGAACUAGAAGACUUCAAAUUGCAACACGGAUCAAUUCUGGGCUUCCCCAAAGCAAAGGUCUAUGAAGGAAGCAUCUUAGAAGCUGACUGUGAUAUACUGAUUCCUGCUGCUAGUGAGAAACAGCUGACCAAAUCCAACGCACCCAGAGUGAAAGCCAAGAUCAUUGCUGAAGGUGCCAAUGGACCAACCACUCCAGAAGCUGACAAGAUUUUUCUGGAAAGAAACAUCAUGGUUAUUCCCGAUCUCUACUUAAAUGCUGGUGGAGUGACAGUGUCUUACUUUGAGUGGUUGAAGAAUCUAAAUCAUGUCAGCUAUGGCCGAUUGACUUUCAAAUAUGAAAGGGAUUCUAACUACCACUUACUCAUGUCUGUUCAAGAGAGUUUAGAAAGAAAAUUUGGCAAGCAUGGUGGAACUAUUCCUGUUGUGCCCACAGCAGAAUUCCAGGACAGGAUAUCGGGUGCAUCAGAGAAAGACAUUGUGCAUUCUGGCUUGGCCUACACAAUGGAGCGUUCUGCUAGGCAAAUCAUGCGCACAGCCAUGAAGUACAACCUGGGCUUGGACCUGAGAACUGCUGCCUAUGUCAAUGCCAUUGAGAAAGUCUUCAAGGUGUACAAUGAAGCUGGUGUGACCUUCACAUAGAAAGGUCACAGCUGACUUCCUCAGCACCCUCUUCACUUGUAACUUCUGCAGACCUAUCACAAGUUUACAUGUAACCACAGCAAUCUUCCUUGUGACUCAUUAGCUAACGGACGCUUCUCAACAAGUCAACCUGACUCAGCCUGUGAGGAAGAAAAGAAUAGUUAGAGGAUCAUGUACAAGCUGUUAAGUGUAAAAGUAGGAAACAUGCACAGCAGAGAGCCACUUAGGUAUCCUGCCUUUAAAUAACGUACCUUCUUCCUGGCUACACCGCCUUGCUCGGGCUUCUUCCCAACAGGGCCAGCACUGCUGCCGGGGAGGACAGUCGCAUGUGCUCAGUGACUUUUGCUCUGGACAGUUCUGGGACAUGUUAGGAUUUGACAUGUGUAAGAAGUAGGUGUGAAAGUAGCAGGAUCCUCAAGUGAGCUACUGGUAUUUUACAUCAAAUAACUCAGUUUUAUAAGUCGCAAAUAAAAGCAAGCUGUCUUUUACACACUUUAUUCUUCCAGAGUAAGAUAAGUACAUGCUGCUGUAAUAAAAUUGCCUUUAAUCACUUAACAAGCCUAACUUCAACUCAAGCAGUGAAUGCCUGUAAACAUAAUAAAUGAAAAAAGCUAGUAUUUUUAUAUCAUGUAAACUACCAUUUAUAGCUUAUCAGUCCAUGAAUUGUUGUCCUGCAAGAAUAAAAGGUCCUAUGAAGAACUCUUCAUACCUCAAAAUGAUGGAGACUUGGGGAAUUUGUUAACUACAAUUAUGACAUAACCCAAAGAGUAUAGUAAACCAUUUUUUAUCAUGUGACUUACUUGCUCUUCAUUUCUGAAGAUCUGUUGUAUUGAGUAAUUGAACCAUAAUUUGAGUAUCCCCAAAAAAACAAUACUUGGGCUCCCUGUUGAGAGUCUGGAGGGCUCUGAGUGCGGCCAGUGGCCCAGUCUCACCCUGGCUAUGUCCUGAUUUUUCAGAGGUUUUGCAUUCUGCCCUCAGCUGCCUGGGAUUGACUGUUUUGUUUGGGAAGCAAAUUGGCCAGGGCCUUUUGAACAGUAGUGUCCCAGUGAAGUACUCGAUAUUAUUUAUGUAAGAAUGAGCACUUUUUUUUAAAACCAAUAAUACCCUUUCAGAAAUUUCUAACUACUUUGUAACUGCAUGAUUAACCUGGUGAUAAAAGCAGUUAUUAAAAGUUUACCUUUUCCAAA
Jaculus jaculus (lesser Egyptian jerboa) is the source of this 2935-nucleotide messenger RNA. RefSeq names its product glutamate dehydrogenase 1 (gene Glud1). Gene Ontology annotation, biological process: L-glutamate catabolic process. The coding region runs from base 57 to 1748 and encodes 563 amino acids. Gene Ontology annotation, molecular function: L-glutamate dehydrogenase (NAD+) activity. The transcript is spliced from 13 exons. Gene Ontology annotation, cellular component: mitochondrion. Lineage: Eukaryota; Metazoa; Chordata; Mammalia; Rodentia; Dipodidae. The record is from RefSeq and is a predicted model, not a curated record.